AUGGCGUUAACGACUUCCUUCUUGAUCGUGGGCGGCGGCACUUUCGGGACUGCCGCCGCCUACGAGCUCACUCGACGGGGCUAUACAUCAGUCACAGUUCUUGACCGGUCUGCCCCGCCAUCUUGCGAGGCAGCUGGCAAUGAUCUCAACAAAGCAGUCCGUGCAGACUAUGCGGAUCCAUUGUACGUGAAGAUGGCAACGGAAGCAAUCGACGCAUGGCGAGACCCGAAUGGUCUGUACGCUGGACUGUAUUCGCGCACGGGCUGGAUCUUGGCGUCGGACCAGGAUGCCAGUGAAUGGAUCAGGCAAUGCUCUGCCACCGCUGCAGGGCUCGGUGUCGAGAACGCACAGGAUAUAUCGUCGGAGCAGAUCAAGGCAAGAUGGCCAGUUCUGCGAGGUCCUAUGGCCGACUGGAGUACCUUCUGGAACGGCAGUGCUGGCUGGACUAAUGCUCGAGAAGCUCUGAAUCGCGUGGCUAAAGCGGCGAUGAACAGAGGCGUCAAAUACAUCAGCGGUUCGGCAGGUCAGGUCGAUUGUCUGCUGUACGAUGAACGCGGCAGAUGUAUCGGAGCGCGAUGCCGGAACGGCAACGCGCACUACGCAGAUCACGUGGUCCUGGCCGCCGGAGCAUACAGUGCUGCGUUGCUAGAUCUCAAGGGCCAGCUAGUUGCAAAGGGCCAUUCAGUAGGACAUAUCAAACUCACCAAGAAUGAGGCAAAGAAGUAUGCUGAUAUGCCACUCGUGGCACAUAUGACGGGAGGUCUCCUCUUUCCACCACAGGAGGACGACAUCAUUAAGUGCUCAGCCAUGCAGUUUGUAACGAAUUACGCCGGCACCCGGCGCGGACUGUCACUGCCGAGAUACCGAACAGACUACCCCGGCGAUGGCUUGCCUGCGCACAUCGAGAAAGCAAUGCGAUCGUUCAUUGGACAAGUGCUACCUGAGCUUGAGCAUCGAGAAUGGUUCGAAACGCGAAUCUGCUGGGAUGCCGAUAUGAACGACUACAACUUCCUGUUCUCGCAUCACCCGCAGCAUGCUGGCCUGAGCCUUGCGGUCGGAGGCUCCGCGCAUGGCUUCAAGUUCUUCCCAAUCAUUGGCAAGUACAUCGUAGAUAUGCUCGAGAGUAAGCUGGAUCCAGCUACACGACAGCAAUGGAGAUGGCGACCGGAUGCAAAGCGUCCCGCAGAUGCUCCCGAGCCUCAUCCCGCAGAGCUGCUUGACCUCAAUGACUUGCCGGGAUGGAAGCGGCCCAGAGCCAUGUUGUGA
This is a messenger RNA of Cyphellophora attinorum, 1266 nucleotides long. RefSeq names its product L-pipecolate oxidase. NCBI's taxonomy places the organism in Eukaryota, Fungi, Ascomycota, Eurotiomycetes, Chaetothyriales, Cyphellophoraceae. The record is from RefSeq and is a predicted model, not a curated record. The coding region runs from base 1 to 1266 and encodes 421 amino acids. Gene Ontology annotation, molecular function: flavin adenine dinucleotide binding; saccharopine oxidase activity; sarcosine oxidase activity. The transcript has 3 exons.